This is a messenger RNA of Talaromyces proteolyticus, 2691 nucleotides long. RefSeq names its product putative small nucleolar ribonucleoprotein complex subunit. Lineage: Eukaryota; Fungi; Ascomycota; Eurotiomycetes; Eurotiales; Trichocomaceae. Gene Ontology annotation, biological process: ribosomal small subunit assembly; maturation of SSU-rRNA from tricistronic rRNA transcript (SSU-rRNA, 5.8S rRNA, LSU-rRNA). The transcript has 5 exons. The record is from RefSeq and is a predicted model, not a curated record. Gene Ontology annotation, cellular component: Pwp2p-containing subcomplex of 90S preribosome; small-subunit processome. The coding region runs from base 1 to 2691 and encodes 896 amino acids. Gene Ontology annotation, molecular function: protein binding.
AUGAAGACAGACUUCAAGUUCUCCAAUCUCUUAGGGACCGUUUAUCGCAAGGGAAAUUUACUCUUCAGCCCCGAUGGAACCUGCUUGCUGUCCCCUGUGGGCAACCGGGUCACCGUUUUUGACUUGGUCAACAACAAGUCCUACACAUUGCCACUCUCCCACCGCAAGAAUAUCGUGCGACUCGAUUUGAACCCUCAAGGAAACCUGCUCCUCACUGUCGACGAAGAUGGCCGUGCCAUUCUGACCAAUUUCAAGCGGCGGAUUGUUAUUUACUACAUGUCGUUCAAAGGCUCUGUCGAUGCACUCAAAUUCUCGCCUUCCGGUCUUCACUUUGCAGUUGCCAUCGGGCGGCGGCUGCAGUUGUGGCAAACCCCAUCAGUCCCCGGAACUGAUGCUGGCGGGGAGCUUGAAUUUGCCCCUUUUGUUCUUCACAAAGAACUAACAGGGCACUUUGAUGCUAUUCAAAAUAUCGAAUGGUCGAGCGAUUCUCGAUUCAUCCUCACAUCCUCAAAGGAUUUGACCGCGCGAGUGUGGAGUUUGAACCCAGAAGAAGGAUUCGAGCCAACUACGCUUUCAGGGCAUCGACAGAGCGUCAAGGCGGCAUAUUUCGCUGCGGAUCAGGAAUCAAUAUACACUGUGAGCGAGGACGGUGCUCUCUUUCGGUGGGAAUAUGCCACGAAGAGAUUGGAAAACGAAGUCGAAGGUGAGGCACGUUGGAGAAUCAUGAAAAAGGACUUUUUCAUCCAAAAUGACGCCAAACUCAAGUGUGCUGCCUUUCAUGCCCCGUCCAACCUCCUAGUAGUUGGCUUUUCGAAUGGCUUGUUUGGUUUGUAUGAGCUGCCAGAAUUCAACAACAUCCAUACGCUGAGCGUAUCGCAAAGCAACAUUGACUUCGUCACCUUUAAUAAGUCAGGAGAGUGGCUAGCAUUUGGAUCUUCCAAGCUUGGGCAACUCCUCGUUUGGGAAUGGCAAUCAGAGUCAUACAUCCUGAAGCAACAAGGUCAUUUGGACUCACUAAAUUCGCUGGUAUAUUCUGCCGACGGCCAGCGAGUCAUCACUAGUGCCGAUGAUGGCAAAAUUAAAGUAUGGGAUACCUCAUCUGGAUUCUGCAUAGUGACCUUCACGGAACAUACGGCCGCCGUGACGGACUGCAAAUUCUCCAAAAAGGGAAAUGUGCUCUAUACAUCGUCAUUGGAUGGCUCGGUAAGAGCAUGGGACCUCAUAAGAUAUCGAAAUUUCCGAACCUUUACAGCUCCGACCCGACUAGGUUUUACUUCCUUGGCUGUUGACCCUAGUGGAGAAGUUGUUUGUGCUGGAUCACAUGACUCAUUCGAUAUUCAUGUGUGGUCUGUACAGACUGGCCAAUUACUCGAUCGUCUCGCUGGCCAUGAAGGACCAGUCGUGGCACUAGCAUUCGCUGCCGAUGGAAGCAACCUUGUUAGUGGCAGCUGGGACCGAACUCUUCGUAUAUGGAGCAUUUUCGGUCGAUCACAAACCAGUGAACCCCUACAGAUGCAGUCAGACGUUUUAAGUGUUGAUUUCAGACCAGACGGGAAACAGAUUGCUGCUUCAAGUCUUGAUGGCCAGUUGAGCUUCUGGAAUGUGUUUGAAGCCGUCCAGGAUAGUUCUAUAGAAGGACGUCGUGAUGUAUCAGGUGGAAGAAAGAUAUCUGAUCGGCGGACAGCUGCUAAUGCUGAAGGCACGAAAUCAUUCACGAGAAUCGCAUACAGCGCCGAUGGAUCGUGUUUACUGGCUGCAGGUAAUAGCAAAUAUAUUUGCUUGUACGAUGUAAUUACUGGUUCGCUCGUGAAAAAGUUCACGGUUUCCGUGAACACGUCCCUAGAUGGUACUCAAGAGUACUUGAACAGCAAAAACAUGACCGAGGCCGGACCGCGAGAAUUGAUUGACGAAACUGGUGAAGCCUCCGACCUCGAAGACCGCAUAAAUAGCACCUUACCUGGCGCAAAACGGGGCGACGCCGGAGAACGAAAGACAAGACCCGAAAUACGUGUCUCAGCAGUGUCGUUCUCACCGACCGGCCGAUCGUUCUGUGCAGCCACUACCGAAGGCCUCCUUAUUUACAGCCUUGACACGGAUUUCGUGUUUGAUCCCUUUGAUUUGGAUAUUAAUAUCACCCCAGAUUCCAUUCUCGACACCCUUGAGGAAGCAAAAGCAUCGUCAUCUGCAACUUCGACUGAGGAGGCAUCUUACCUCAAGGCUCUCGUUAUGGCAUUUCGAUUGAAUGAAGCACCUCUUAUUCGCACAGUUUAUGAAAGUAUUUCGCAUGCGGACAUCCCUCAUAUUGUUCGCUCUAUCCCACAGGCUUAUCUCUCUCGAUUCAUUCGUUUCAUCGCACACUCAACGGAUGAAACGCCUCAUCUGGAAUUCAAUUUGCUAUGGAUAGAAUCAAUACUUGGUGUACACGGCCGAUACCUGAAGGAUUUUAAUGGUCAAUUGGCCCCGGAACUGCGAGCCCUUCAACGGGUUUUGGACGACUUUCGUGAGAGUCUAAAGCGGCUUACGGAACGAAAUCAGUAUGACUUGGAUUAUCUUCUCUCAAAGCCGAUUCUUGCUUCAAGAAAGAUGAAAUACGCCUUGGCUAUCGAUGAGAGUGUUCCUGCUGAGGAGGAAACGGCUGAUUCGCUAUCGGUUGCUGACGAUGGACAAGGGGAAUGGAUGGGGCUGGAGUAA